Molecule: messenger RNA, 1682 nt
Organism: Hippocampus zosterae (dwarf seahorse)
Lineage: Eukaryota; Metazoa; Chordata; Actinopteri; Syngnathiformes; Syngnathidae
Product: prostaglandin reductase 3-like
Exons: 2
Coding region: 342-1562 (406 amino acids)
Cellular component (GO): mitochondrion
Molecular function (GO): oxidoreductase activity; zinc ion binding
Source: RefSeq, a predicted model, not a curated record
UUCACCUUACAAGGAAGUGAGUGUCGUGUCCGGGAAGAAGAGGAAAGGGGAGGGACUCCAGCGACGCCGACUAGCGUGUGUGGGUCGCUGCUGUGCUUCUCUUCUCCGAGGCUUCGCCACAGCCAAACGUUUAGUCUUUAACAUUCCGCGUAUGGACAGAUCCGCUUUGCGUAUGCAAACGAUAGUCGAGCUACGCGGUGCCGUCUUGUUUGUGCUCGUUUCGAAGACAUAAUGGCCUCGUUUGAGCGGGGCUGGGCCUCUGUUGUACGCGCCGGGGACGAGCCUCUUGCUGGCUAACGUCACCUCAAGUUGCCCGUGAACUUUGUGCCAUUUCGGGGGCAAUGUCCGGUCCGAUGUGGGCGAAAAGUGCUCCGAAGGCGUUUUUGUUUUCACUCGUCAGUUCGAGACUGAGAGGCACCGAUUCACUUUCUGGACUUCUUCCGGUUCCGAGACGCCCCAUCAUCGACAUGUCCUACUCGGCGCAUUUCAUUGAUUUUAAAGGAUCCUCCAUAGCCAGCCGCAUGAAAAAGGUGGUCGUAAACAAGCUGAGCCCCAAAUUUAGAGAAGCCGCCUCGGUGCAAACUGUUCCGGUUCCGACACCCGCAGACGCGGACUUGCUCGUCAGAAAUCGUUUUGUGGGGAUCAACGCCUCUGAUAUUAAUUAUUCAGCAGGCCGUUACGACCCGACGUUGCAACCUCCCUUCGACGCUGGUUUUGAGGGUAUCGGUGAGGUUGUUGGCCUCGGCCUCAGCGCCAGCUCCCGCUUCACCAUCGGGGACACUGUGGCUUACUUCAGCAGCGGCGCCUUUGCUGAGUACAGCGUGGUUCCCGCCAAGGAAAGUGUGCCUGUCGCUUCGGCGAAGCCCGAGUUCCUCACCCUGCUGGUCAGCGGUGCAACCGCCUACAUUGCCUUGAAGCGUCUGGGCGACCUGGCCAAAGGCGAGACUGUUCUGGUCACCGCGGCUGCGGGAGGAACGGGACAGUUUGCGGUGCAGUUUGCCAAACAGGCGGGCUGUCACGUGAUCGGGACCUGUUCAUCCAAUGAGAAAGCGGGUUUCCUGAAGUCGAUUGGCUGCGACAGGCCAAUUAACUACAAAGCGGAGGAUUUGGCCAAGACCCUGAAGACAGAGUACCCAGAAGGCAUUGACGUGGUUUAUGAAUCAGUCGGGGGCAGCACUUUAGAAUUGGCAGUGAACUGUUUAGCUAAAAAAGGCCGACUAAUAGUCAUUGGCUUCAUCUCAGGUUACCAGUCGGCGUCAGGAAUCCCACAGUUCAGAGGGGCAACUUUACCCGUCAAGCUUCUGCAGAAGUCAGCGAGCAUUCGAGGUUUCUUCCUUCCUCACUUCAUCAGCGACUACAAGGAGGCUCUGACUCAGAUGAUGCAGAUGUUUGCCACUGGCAAGCUUAUGUGUGAGGUGGAUUAUGGGGAUUUGGCUCAAGAAGGGAGGUUUGUUGGCUUGGAGUCCGUCUUCCGAGCCGUGGACUACAUGUAUGCAGGAAAGAACCUCGGCAAGGUUGUGGUCGAAGUGGUACCUCCCUCUAAUUCCAGCAGUAAACUGUGAAUGAUUUGCGCCAAAGAAAUUCUGCUUUCCCUUGGAAAUCACCAACGAUGCAAAUAUGGCAUGAAUCGAGAACGACUGACAAUGGCUAUUUUGCUAAAUAAACAGAUCAGAUCUGCAAAA